This is a messenger RNA of Racocetra fulgida, 169 nucleotides long. The record is from the annotation of a GenBank genome assembly. NCBI's taxonomy places the organism in Eukaryota, Fungi, Glomeromycota, Glomeromycetes, Diversisporales, Gigasporaceae.
AUGAGUCAAGAAAGUGAAAAUUCAAUUGAUACUAUAACUUCUAGUUCAACUGAUAUUGCUACCUCUAAUCCAGCACGUUUAAAUAAAAAACAAAAAACUGAUACCGAAUUAGCACAAGUAACUAAUUUGGUUAAUGAAGAACUUAAAUAUUGUGAUAAUCUAACCUUGA